UAUUCGGAGUUAUCGUCGAAAACCGAGCCGAAUGAUACACUUUUUUACCCUAUCCGAUCACCUUUCACCUUCGAAUGAUAUAUGUUUCGAAAUUUUCCGUUGAUUUUCAUUUUUGGAUGAAAAUCUCAGUAAUUUGUAGGCGUGAAAAUUCGAAAAAAACAAAGGUGAUCGGAUAGGCUAAAAAAGUGUAUCAUUCGGCUCGGUUUUCGACGAUAACUCCGAAUAUGAUAUUUUUAUUGCAUAAGAAAUGAGUUCUCUUGGAGAAAAUCGAGACUUACGGGCAGAAUUCUGCUUUUUUUGCUCCUAAUUCAGAAAAAAUGUACUUUCUCAAAAAGGAAAAUUCGAAAAACGCGCUUCACACUUUUGUUCUAAAUUGAACGGCAAAGCGAAUGGCUUAUAAAACCUGUCUCUACCCCAUAAACAAACGGCUGCACGUGGCUUACAAGGUGAGUACCGUCAAACAAAUGGAAAGUGACGUACCCAGAAGUUAUUGUUUCAUCUGGAACCUUCAAAUAUAAUUUUCAUCAGAAACAUGAAGAAAGCAAUUUUUUAGAUUUAGUAUGGAUGCGACGAUGUACCCUAUUCUUUUGUUUCUAUGUUUUUGAGAAAUCUAAAGUUUGAUUUAUAAAAUGAUACAGAAAACAAUACCAAUUUAUGUACUACAUAUAUGUACUAUAAGCAGCAUAUUUUUGUCUAAUUGCGGUUACUCUUCGAGGUCGAUUUGUACGGUAUAUUGUUCAUGCAGAAUGACUAAUAAAUUUGCUUUUAUUUAUUAUUUUUUAGCAUUUAUUUCAUUCAAUUAUGAAUUACGUUCAUAUGUAUUUCAAGCUUGGGGUGAAUUUAUAUAUAAUUUAUUUCAUAAUAUAAAAUCGUAUCAAUUUAACACUAAACAUAUGAAAUUAUUCUUAGCACCAUUUCUCUUGGACAAUAUAUGGAGAAACGAAGAAAUAACAUAUCAAAAGUGUGAUGUUGGCGUUCGAGAUGAAUCGAAUUCAUUAUUAAUGCGUUAUAAAUGUAUACCUUGUGUUAAAAUUGGCUAUGAAUUACUUGUAUGUUUAUUAAUACCUGUUUCACAUUCAUCCUUGUUUCAUCGUCGGUGUCCAUCCCAUGUCGAUAUUUCAUUAACCGAUGUUGGACGUGAUGAUUUUAUUUGCGAUUAUAUUCUGCAUUAUUUAUUCGAUAUAAUUUAUGAUUUAUCACCAAAUCUUGAUGAACAACACUUUUUAAAGAGUGAAAUUGUUUUUUUCAAGUUUUGA
Molecule: messenger RNA, 1256 nt
Organism: Didymodactylos carnosus
Lineage: Eukaryota; Metazoa; Rotifera; Eurotatoria; Philodinida; Philodinidae
Source: the annotation of a GenBank genome assembly